CUACCUUGUGCCCGCGGGCACCACGUUGGAGACCCCUGCACUAGACCAUCUCCUCUAUACCUAUUCAUGUCGAUUAAUUUCGAUUCAUAUUUUGUCAUUGUUUACUUGAUAAAAUAUGUCAAGUCACAUCCCCCCCAAAAACAGAAUGAUAGUGAACACUGGGAGAUACACGUAUGUGCAAUGUGACUGAAUUAGUUGACAAGGUGAUACCAAAACGAGGAAGUUUGUGGGGUGUCAUGUGCGAAACCAUCCUGGGUACACCGUCACACGCGCAGCUUUAUUGGAUGGAGCGCGUUUAGCUAGCGUUAGCUCGACGGAGAAGUCUAGCAUGGAAGCCUCAACGCGACGUUGUAAUGGAUGAAUACAAAGUUUCUUCCCUCCCCCAAAAAACCGAUGUAGGACACGCACAACACGCCUCGUUUCGUGGCGAGUUUAACACGGUGCGAACGGAAAGCUAGCGACAGGCCGCAAAUGGAGCCCGAAACCUCGCGUAAAAGUCCGGCCGACGCGGGGUGCUCCAAACGGCCCGACUUGAGGGAGGAGACGCCGGGGGAAGAAGCUAAAGGCGUAGACGUGAGCACAGUGGUGUUGAGGCGAAAAGGGGGAGACGAAGCAGUCAAAUGUAACGAUGUGAAAUCUGAGCGUGGGGGUGGCGAGGAAACUGAGUAUCAGCUGAAAAGCGGAGACGAAGAGGAUGCUGGCAAACAUGAGGAGGAGCUGGACCCAAGAAUUCAGGAGGAACUCGAGCAGCUCAACCAGGCCAGCGAGGAGAUCAACAAACUGGAGCUUAGUUUGGAUGAUGCCAGGUCCAGCUACAGGAAAAUUCUCACCGAUUCUGCCAGGAAGCUGAAUGCUCAGGGCUCCCAACUCGGUUCCUGUAUUGAGAAAGCCAGGCCUUACUAUGAAGCCCGCAGACUGGCCAAAGAGGCACAACAGGAAACCCAGAAAGCUGCUCUAAGGUACGAGAGGGCUGUGUCCAUGCACACUGCCGCCAGAGAGAUGGUGUAUGUGGCGGAACAAGGCCUGCUGGCUGACAGGAACACCAUGGAUCCAACCUGGCAGGAGAUGCUCAACCACGCUACUGCGAAGGUGAAUGAGGCUGAGGAAGAGCGCUUUCGCAGUGAGCAUGAGCACCAGCGGGUCACCCAGCUAUGUCAGGACGCUGAGGCUAAAGUCCAAACGCUCCAAAAAUCACUGAAGAAGGUCAUACUCAAGUCCAAACCCUACUUUGAACUGAAGGCUCAGUUCAACCACAUACUCGAGGAACACAAGGCCAAAGUAGUACAACUGGAGGAGCAAGUCGCAAAAGUCAAAACGCGUUAUUCGGUGGCUCUGCGGAACCUGGAGCAGAUAAGUGAGCAGAUCCAUGCACAGCGAGGCUACGUCUGCGCAACCGGGGGCCGGCGAGCUACGCGUGGUGGCCGUAGCUCCCCAGUUGGUGCCGAGGCGGAGACCGGAGUUGCAGUGAGGGUUCCGAUCGGUAGCUUUGUAGGAAUGGCUAAGGCAGAAAGUGCCUGGGUAGAUGGUGAGAGAACGCGGCUGUGGGUGGAGAAGCACCGGCGGAAUGGCUGGGGCAAGAGAGAGGAGGCGGAAGCGUUUCACACCGGUUCGGACCGUAUGUCCAUCAUCAGCCUCCAGACCAUCGCUUCUGACCUGGAAAAAUGUGAUUCGGUAGAACAUUUGAGCGACUUUAGCGAUGGCAGGAGCGCGCUGGAUGAGGAGUGGGACUGGAAUCGCAAGACUCCGCUCAGGCCCAGCAAAGAGGCAGAAGUUGCUCUCAGACCCCAGCGGGCCAAAGCGCGGCAGCAGAACGAAACGGGUAGUCAAGAGAAGCAGGACAGCUUUGUCAAGCAGCACCACAGAAGCGUGAGUCUCUAAUGUGUGGAGAAAGCCAGGAAAGGUGCUGAAUAUUUUGGACAUGUUUAUUUAAUUCGUCUGUCGUACUCGUCGUUUAUUGAUUUAUU
This is a messenger RNA of Hippocampus comes (tiger tail seahorse), 1964 nucleotides long. RefSeq names its product SH3-binding domain protein 5-like, b (gene sh3bp5lb). NCBI's taxonomy places the organism in Eukaryota, Metazoa, Chordata, Actinopteri, Syngnathiformes, Syngnathidae. Gene Ontology annotation, cellular component: cytoplasm. The transcript has 6 exons. Gene Ontology annotation, biological process: intracellular signal transduction. The coding region runs from base 472 to 1878 and encodes 468 amino acids. The record is from RefSeq and is a predicted model, not a curated record. Gene Ontology annotation, molecular function: protein kinase inhibitor activity.